This is a messenger RNA of Mandrillus leucophaeus (drill), 554 nucleotides long. RefSeq names its product keratinocyte associated protein 2 (gene KRTCAP2). The transcript has 5 exons. Lineage: Eukaryota; Metazoa; Chordata; Mammalia; Primates; Cercopithecidae. The record is from RefSeq and is a predicted model, not a curated record. The coding region runs from base 34 to 522 and encodes 162 amino acids.
GGGGAGCAGCAAGUCCGCGUUAAGCGCUAACGCAUGCGCAUAGCUAACCGCACCCGCCUCAGCUUCCCUUUCUUGGCCAGAGGCGCCGGUUGGACUCACGGGAGGGGCAUGAUGGUGGUAGGUACAGGCACCUCGCUGGCGCUUUCCUCCCUCCUGUCCCUGCUGCUCUUCGCUGGGAUGCAGAUGUACAGCCGUCAGCUGGCCUCCACCGAGUGGCUCACCAUCCAGGGCGGCCUGCUUGGCUCGGGUCUCUUCGUGUUCUCGCUCACUGCCUUCAAUAAUCUGGAGAAUCUUGUCUUUGGCAAAGGAUUCCAAGCAAAGAUCUUCCCUGAGAUUCUCCUGUGCCUCCUGUUGGCUCUCUUUGCAUCUGGUCUCAUCCACCGAGUCUGUGUCACCACCUGCUUCAUCUUCUCCAUGGUUGGUCUGUACUACAUCAACAAGAUCUCCUCCACCCUGUACCAGGCAGCAGCUCCAGUCCUCAUACCAGCCAAGGUCACAGGCAAGAGCAAGAAGAGAAAUUGACCCUGAAUGUUCAAUAAAGUAGAUUCUUUGUA